GGCGGUGGCAGUGGUGGAAGAAGAGGCGGCGGCGGCGGGGGUAGGGAGCCUGGAAACGCGAGCGGGGAUGGUAGGUGGUUUGGACCCGCCGGGCCGCCGUCGUUUCCAGAAAGGGUUUGACUGGAGGAACCUCUGGAGCAGCUGCUUUUGGACAAACUCUUCUGAAAGGUGGGCAACCUAGAAAGCCAGUUGAUGCCACUUGCUAUUGGAGUUGUGGGUUGGCUGGCUCCUCUGGCUGAUGGCAUGUUGAGGUACAUGGGCCAGUGGCAGCGAGGGCAUCCGAUCCAGAGGGGGCCACUCUAGAGGCCGGGCCACCAGCACCAUGGGCCAGUGUGUCACCAAGUGUAAGAAUCCCUCAUCGACCUUGGGCAGCAAGAAUGGAGACCGUGACCCCAGCAACAAGUCACACAGCAGGCGGGGUGCAGGCCACCGUGAGGAGCAGGUACCACCCUGUGGCAAGCCAGGUGGAGAUAUCCUUGUCAACGGGACCAAGAAGGCCGAGGGUGCCACUGAGGCCUGCCAGCUGCCGACAUCCUCGGGAGAUGCUGGGAGGGAGUCCAAGUCCAAUGCCGAGGAGUCUUCUUUGCAGAGGUUGGAAGAACUGUUCAGGCGCUACAAGGAUGAGCGGGAGGAUGCAAUUUUGGAGGAAGGCAUGGAGCGCUUUUGCAAUGACCUAUGUGUCGACCCCACAGAAUUUCGAGUGCUGCUCUUGGCUUGGAAGUUCCAGGCUGCAACCAUGUGCAAAUUCACCAGGAAGGAGUUUUUUGAUGGCUGCAAAGCAAUAAGUGCAGACAGCAUUGACGGAAUCUGUGCACGGUUCCCUAGCCUCUUAACAGAAGCCAAACAAGAGGAUAAAUUCAAGGAUCUCUACCGGUUUACAUUUCAGUUUGGCCUGGACUCUGAAGAAGGGCAGCGGUCACUGCAUCGGGAAAUAGCCAUUGCCCUGUGGAAACUAGUCUUUACCCAGAACAAUCCUCCGGUAUUGGACCAAUGGCUAAACUUCCUAACAGAGAACCCCUCGGGGAUCAAGGGCAUCUCCCGGGACACUUGGAACAUGUUUCUUAACUUCACUCAGGUGAUUGGCCCUGACCUCAGCAACUACAGUGAAGAUGAGGCCUGGCCAAGUCUCUUUGACACCUUUGUGGAGUGGGAAAUGGAGCGAAGGAAAAGAGAAGGGGAAGGGAGAGGUGCACUCAGCUCAGGGCCCGAGGGCUUGUGUCCCGAGGAGCAGACUUAAUGGCUCUGUCCCAGGAGCAGCAGCAAGGAUCUGCCAGCUGCCCUGCAGCCAACAGAGGAAUUGGACCAUUUUGGAAAUUACUGAAGAUCCGGAUAUUUUCUACUUUACACCUUUCUCUGCCUUGUAUCUGAAAGGGCUCUAAAAUGCUGUAUCAUGUUUUAGGCACUUUCUUCAUUUUUUUGGUUAUUUUGGUUAUUUCCUUUUUGAGGGGAUCUCCCAGAAUAUUUGAACCUGGUUACAUGUUGUGUAUCUUUUUUUGAAGCCUUCAGAUAGGAUAAGCCUGCCAUUUCUUGCACAAAUUAGGUGUUUUUUUUGUUUUUUUGUUUUGUUUUGUUUUGUUUUUCCACUAGGGGAGGGCAUAGAGCAGGGAGGGGGAUGGGACUGUUAGGUUGAAUUAACAUUACAAAAUGAUGCAGUGCCAGAUCUCAGUUUUGCAUAUUGUUUUUCAGGGCAGGUCUGUACUGUGUGUAGUGCUGUUUACAUGGUUGAAUUUAGGUUGUAAUAAUUAUUUUUAAAGAUUUACACAGAUUUGAAUAGCAGUGUUAACUGUUAACCACAUUGCAUUAAUUCCCAGGCGAUUUAGAGCUCUUGGAGAGCCAAGGCCAGCCAAGAGCAUGUGUAGUCUGGUGACAACCCCCUUUUAAGCUAAUUUAUCCAGAACCCUGAUUUCCCUCACUUCUUGCUCAUUCCUUCUUUGACCUAUUGCAUUUCAUGUUGAGUUUUUCCAUCAACAUGCUGCACCUGUCAGUCAAGUGAGCAUUUUUUAAGAACAUGUUGUACUGAGAACCACUUAAGCAUUGAAUGCAGCAGAGAAAGCAGUGCUACCUCAGUUUUGCUGGAAGUAGACUUCUUUGAUAGUUUCCUUUCUUUGAUGAAGUUUCUGGAUUUUCAUGUUGUAAGUGGAAAUACUUUUUUUUGUUUGUUUGUUUCAUUUACCUUGGAGCCAAAGUCUCUGUUCCUGGUGGUCGGGAAACUGCCUGCCGGCCAACUGACUUGAAGGAAAACUGUGGUAUGGAGCUCUGCUUGAAUUUUUUUGUUAAAUAUUUUUAUUUUUUUCUUUGAAUAUCAUCAGCUUACUUGUCUGGCAAGGGCAGAAGCCUGGGGUUGGCCUGAACUCUGCCAAACAAAUAUCAAAGUGUAUUUAAUAGUUAAAUUUGUGCCCUUUCCCUUCUUGCUGCACCCAUGUUGUCACUUAACCCCCAGGAGUUAUUUAUUAUCUUUUUGUUAAAGUCAGGCUCAUUUGGGGUAAUGUGAUGACUGUUUAGGUUUACAUGACCCUCCUCUCCUUUCCCUACCCCCAAAUAUGUAUAUAUACAUAUAUAAAAUAUGUAUAUAUUUUACCUAUAUAAAAUAUAUAUAUAUACACAUAUAUGUAUCUAUAUUCCUUUGUUUCUUUGCCUGCUUAUACUGGCCAUAAAAGAGGGAGCUGCCUUCAAUGUAUAAAGUAUAAGAAGAGUGCCAGGGAAUGCCAUAAUGGAGGCUUUUGGAUCUGAAUUUGGACCAUUUUCACUAAAGAGAACAUGAGUUUUGCUCAGCCCUUUCCUAACAAGAGGGAGGGCCUGGUUCCCCAGACUUCUUCACGCGCUCGCUCCAUAAGGCCAGCUUUGGCCAGACUGCCUCAGGGGCCUGAGGAACUGACUCUGGUCCUACCUGGUUUCAGUUAGAGGGUCCUCCUGUUAUUUUCCCAUUUAAAAAGUAUGUCCUCAGAAAACUGUACUGGAAGGAUGAGUGGCAGGAACUUGUAUAGUUCAGCUGCCAACACUUUGGAACAGAUUAAAAAGGGAAUCUUUUAAAUAAAAACUUAUAAAAAUAUUUAUACUCUUGAGGUAAUGAGACUUUGUCUAUUAAACAUUUGGAGGUUUUUCCCCUAACCUAAUACCCUGCUGUGUCCCAGGUAUGUUUCUCAGCCUGGGCAGGAAUUGCAUGUUUUGAGUUCCAUUGUGAGCAGCCUUAUAGCUCUGGGCUCCCAGCUUAAGGGUUAUUAAAUAGUUUUGGCAGUCAAUAUUUUUCUAAAAUUGAUAUUGACCAUAAGGAACAUACUUGGAAUUUUUUUUUUUUUUUUUUAAUCCUAAAGCUGACAGUUCCUCCUUCAGAGGGGCAAAUGGGAAACUUUAAGAUCAUUCACGAUAUAGUACUGCUAGAAAGCUGGAGGGGGUCUUGGGCCAGAUGCCUGGCUUCUGUUCUAGCUAAAUAAAGCUCUGGAGUUAAGUCUCCAGGGGUCCCAGCAGGUUCUGUGGGAUCAGCUGUAGCUGGGUACCCAGACUGAGGUUUUAAAAAGACUGCUGUUUCAUUAAGCCAUUUGCAACUCAUUUUCCUCGGUUCUGGAUUGGGUAGUGGUUGACUGAGGGAAAAGGCAGGCUGCACUUGGCCAGGUAAGGCCCUUUCCAUCCCAGAUCAGGGUGUAUUGAGAGAGAGGUGCGCAAAAGAGGGAGGCAGCCCAGGACCCUGAGUAGAGAAACUAGGUUCCUUCCCCACCCUUUAAGAAGACAUUCCGUGCAUUAGGUGUACUAGAGUGGGUGGAUUUUGUUGUUUUUUAAAUUAACUAUUUAGACUCCUCAUCCCCCACCAAAAAAGCCAUUUAGUUAUUUUUUGGUUAUAUUGAUCCAUUUGCAAAUGAGAAGCCAGAAAAGGGAGCAGUCAGGGAGGGACUUACAAGUUCCUUCCAAGUUUGAGUAUUUGAUGCCCAGCAAAGAUUUCAAGCUUCUGCAGUCACUCUGGGCCAAUGCUUGACUCUUUCAUGACCACAAGAAAUGCAGUUUUUCUGCAGAGGGAUCCAAGGUGAGGUGUGUGUAGGGUUUGAAGUUAUACUUCUGGGAAAUGAAAAGCCUUGUUCCUUUCAACCUAGAAAUAGGUUUGCCACUUAAUGAGUGGUAAGUCUGUGUAAGAGGCUGAAUGUAUGCCCCUUAGGUAAGCCAGUACACUCCUUGCUUAGCAAUAGAACAUCAGGGUGAUGUGGAGAGGGGCAGGAUGUGGAUGCCACUUUGGAAAUUGGCAAUAUCUGAGGAUGACAACAAACUGUGUGUUGGGAAAUAAGAAACAACUCAGUUUUGACAAAUGGCUUUGUAAGCUUUUGUGAUGUUCCUUUAGCAAUUUAUUAGAAAGAUGGUGUGAGAUGACGUGCUGCAUCAUGGAAUUGCUCUUUCCCCCAUCUUUGCCAAAUCUCAAUGUAUCGUUCUUAACCCUACCUCCUGUAAGGGGCUUUGCUAUGCUUCAGCUCGUCGUCUCAGCAGCUGAAGUGCUGCCUACCUAUGUGAGUUGGGUCCAGGAACCCAUGUCUGCCCCUCUGAUAAGGGAAGAUGAAUCUAGAGCUGGGUUAAGAUCUAAAUUUUAACCAAACUCCUGGGCCCAGGAAAAUAACAAUUGAAAACAUACAAGGCAGUGUUUUUAGUAUUAAACUUCCCCAAGGAAGGCACAAACUAGUCUUUUUGGAAAGGGAGAAAGGAUUAAGCCACACAGUAUUAGUCUUUGAAGCAGUACUGGUCUCCAGGGGCUGGUGCCGAAUGCUGGAGGCUGCAGGGUGUGGAACCCCAUAGUACACUUGAUGGCCUCAUGUACUACAUACUAUGCCAAAUUGUAUUGAACAGUGGUGGGAAGUUACUGGGAUAAGAACUUGUCUAAAAGUUUACAAACCAAAACAGAUCUGUUGGGUCGGUGCAAAAGUAAAUUUUUGCCAUACUUUAUGUAUGUUUUUGCCAUUAAGUAUGGCAAAAACCACAAUUACUCUUACACCAACCUAUAUAUUUAGGAGUGUUUGGUUUGCCAGAUUCCAAAUGAGGUCUUCAGUGCAGUGAAGCCCAAAAGGUAGACUCAGUUAUGCAAUGACAAGGUUAAGGCAUGGAAGAAAGCUGCUGCUAGGUUUUUGUUGCCUUUUACUUGACUGCUUUGCUAUUUUUCUUCUUUCUCAUGUUUGGUUAGCUAUGACUUGAGCAUCUUGGUAACUGACAAAGGUCUUCCUUGGGGGACUUGAACAUCUUGGUAAAUGAUGGGUCUUCCUUGGAGGAGGACUCCAGCAGUAUCUUGUUUAAAUGACUGAAAGAACUAUGAAGGUUGUUGAAUUGUGUUAAUUGGGACUCAUUGACGAAAUGCAACAUUGAUCCUCCUCUUACUCCACAGUGUGUUUUCAGAUCAUAUAAAGGUUCCCAUCCACCCCCCUUCAGAGUUUAUUCCUAUGACAAGCUGUAAUUGCAUAUCCAGUUUAAACUGGACUGGGACUGCAUGUUGGUGAAGAUCAGCAGGGAUUUUCUCCCUUUUCGAAAGACGAAAUAGAUUCUUGAGCACUGGUUGCAGAAGCCAAAAUAGUUCAAAUAGCUUUGCAUAACGAUUGGGUUCUGCUUCUGAUUCAGGUGCUGGGCAUCAUGUCCUCCCUAUUCUUCUCUUCUUGGAAACCCAGCCUAUCUCAUAGAUACCUACUUCUGCCACCCAUCCAACUUCCCUGCUCCUUUCAACACAAAUCUUGGAUAUUGCCAAAGGAAGCCAUUCAGCAGCUGCUGGGGUUUUUCAUUCCCCCGACACGCAUACAUUUGCUCUGGGAGAAGUGUCUUCCCUCUGACCCUGGUCCCCAGCUCCGUCUGUGAUUAAUUGCUCUUACCUGUUGCACUAAUGAAUAUGACUCUAGGUUUUAAAGGGGGAAUGUGAAGCAAUAGGCAAAUGGGGCUUGGAUGAAUUGGUCCCACAGAUAUACCCUGCCUUAAGCCGCUGAGGUGAUGAGUCCACUGCUCAUGUGACCCUCCACCUUUGUGGAUCCCUCUUGGUUUGUGACCAGUGUGUCUGUUUGUUGAGGUUGUACAAACUUGACAAAAGUUAAUACUUUUGUUUGUAUUCUCUGCACUGUUGCACUCUCCAAAUGGCCCCUUGAGUAUUUUUAUUGACUUGUUACACACAUUUUUGUCUUUGAUGUCUACAUUUUUUCCUUUAAUGUUUUUUAUUUGGACGGUUAUCUGCUGUUGGAUUUAAUAAAUUUGUUUACUUGA
Molecule: messenger RNA, 6207 nt
Organism: Rhinopithecus roxellana (golden snub-nosed monkey)
Lineage: Eukaryota; Metazoa; Chordata; Mammalia; Primates; Cercopithecidae
Gene: DCUN1D3
Product: defective in cullin neddylation 1 domain containing 3
Exons: 4
Coding region: 323-1237 (304 amino acids)
Biological process (GO): positive regulation of ubiquitin-protein transferase activity; protein neddylation
Cellular component (GO): ubiquitin ligase complex
Molecular function (GO): cullin family protein binding; ubiquitin conjugating enzyme binding; ubiquitin-like protein binding
Source: RefSeq, a predicted model, not a curated record